Messenger RNA from Armigeres subalbatus, 2107 nucleotides. Its product is annotated as synaptic vesicular amine transporter-like. The transcript is spliced from 3 exons. The record is from RefSeq and is a predicted model, not a curated record. Lineage: Eukaryota; Metazoa; Arthropoda; Insecta; Diptera; Culicidae. Gene Ontology annotation, molecular function: serotonin:sodium:chloride symporter activity. Bases 481 to 1974 code for a protein of 497 amino acids. Gene Ontology annotation, biological process: aminergic neurotransmitter loading into synaptic vesicle; transmembrane transport. Gene Ontology annotation, cellular component: synaptic vesicle membrane; terminal bouton.
UCGGGCGAUAGCACCUCUCGCAGUCAGUAUAUUUACGAUAUUCACGGAUGAUCGGGCCAUCGUGCUUCGGGUGAAAUCGGUUCCAGGAGUAGUGGGUGGCAAUAGGCGCCACCACCAGCAGCAGCUGCGGAAAAUGGAACAAACACUUGUUGAUAGCGCCCGGAGACAGACGUUGUCCUUUGCUGCACCGCGGAAACGGCGACCGACGACGAACGGCGGCGGCAGUCAGUGUGCCAACCGAAAUCGAAUGAACAAUCAUAUUUGUGUGUGGCAGCGCUGGAUAUGGCGCCGAACUGUGAAUCGAUUGAUUAAAUAUUAAUGUGAUUAGUUUAGCAGUCGAAUGACGAGUGAUACUGAUGUCCGGAUAAGUGCCAACCUGUCGUCGGAAGUAUGGUUAACGCUGUUUAGAAUAUUAGUCGCAGAGUAUCGGAGUUUGUUUGCGCUAGCUUUGUAGGAAAAUCACGGCUCAUUUGCUACAAUAUGUUUUCCUUUAUCGGGGAGGGCCAGAGGCACAACCGGGCCUUUAUCGCUUUUAUCGUUUAUAUCACGUUGUUUUUGGAUAAUAUGCUUCUAACGGUUAUUGUGCCAAUUCUCCCGGACUACUUGAGUCACUACUACUCCCAAUCGAACACAUCGUUCAGCAUUCCGAAAAGUGUUAUCUACAAAAACUUUGACCUGCACUAUGUACCCAAACUAAUCGGGGCCAGCACCGGCAAUGUGUCUCUGAAGAGCUUCACCGGAUCCACCAUCCCGCAGGAAUCACUUGAGUCGGAAAACCGAUCCAUCGGAAUCCUCCUGGCCGUGAAGGCUUUGGUGCAACUGUUCUUCAACCCUAUUGUUGGGAACAUUUCCUCGAAGCUCGGCUACAGCAUUCCGAUCGCUUUCGGAACGUUCUGUCUAUUUUUGGCAUCGGUUAUUUUCGCCUUCGGACAGUCAUACGCAUCGUUGUUUGUGGCGCGAGCCAUCCACGGGGUGGGGUCGGCAUGUGUUUGCGUUUGCGGUAUGAGCCUGGUGGCGCAGCUGUUUACGGAACCGGACAAGCGCUCCAGAAUCAUGGGAACGAUACUGGGCAGCAUUGCUGUCGGAGUGCUGGUCGGAUACCCGUUCGGAGGAAUUGCUUACGACAUCGUGGGGAAGGCAGCACCGUUUCACAUUUUGACCGUUAUGUGCAUGAUGGUACUGGUGGUGCAAAUGAUAAGCCUAGAUUUCUCCUAUCGUCAUCAAUCGUCGUCGGUGGUUGCAGACGAGGGCCACUCCCGGUGGAUUCCUCUAUUGACCGAUCGCUUGAUUCUGGUGAUCAUUGGUGCAAUUUGGAUUUCAACAUCUGCCAUGUCCAUCCUGGAACCUUGUUUGCCGUUGUGGAUGAUUAGCGUUCUGCAUCCGAAGAAGUGGCAGCUCGGGACAGUGUUCAUCCCGGAUUCUAUCGGAUAUUGGAUCGGAACGAAUUUCUUCGGAGGAAUUGCAUACAAAAUCGGUCAGAUAAAAAUUGCGAUAAUUUCUCUCACCGUAGUAGGAGCGUCCUGCAUUAUAAUACCCUCAGCUUCGUCUGUUUUUGGACUACUAUUGCCGCAUUUCAGCUUGGGAUUGGGAAUCGGUGUACUGGAUGCAGCAUUAGUACCUCUACUGGCAACGAUAGUGGACAGUCAAUGUGAAAGCGACAACGAAAGCGAUAUAUGUGAAUCAUCCCCAAAUUAUGGAGCUGUUUACGCCAUACAACAAAUUGCAGUAAGCCUCGCGUACUCCCUGGCACCUAUUCUUGGAGGAGAACUGGUUCCGUGGAUUGGGUUUCCAUGGCUUAUGCGUGUUAUGGGACUACUAAAUCUCGCGUAUGGACCUUUUCUGGUUUAUUCGGGAAUUCGUGAAAACGUGAGAUGUAUGCUACAAAAACGAACCGAGCUGCCCCUGGCGUCGGUGGAAUUUGCGCAUGCCAAUGCAGAAGGAAGCUACAAGCGGCUUUAUAACUCUACAGAUUAAUGCUAAGAGCGAGGACUGGCAAAUGUGAAGGAAGGAUGGUUUACUACUUGAUGUAGCAUACGUUACUGAAUGUUGCGGCGAAGGAAACUAAUGGUUACAACCUAGUAUAGUGAUUAAAAAGUAUUCGAGUAAA